Molecule: messenger RNA, 1397 nt
Organism: Trematosphaeria pertusa
Lineage: Eukaryota; Fungi; Ascomycota; Dothideomycetes; Pleosporales; Trematosphaeriaceae
Product: P-loop containing nucleoside triphosphate hydrolase protein
Exons: 1
Coding region: 241-1137 (298 amino acids)
Cellular component (GO): cytoplasm
Molecular function (GO): kinase activity; ATP binding
Source: RefSeq, a predicted model, not a curated record
UCAACGGAAUUUGAUACUUUCCCUUUUAGGAAGGUUGCGCCCUGGCCACUUCCCGUGCGGAGAAUUACGCAUUGCGGUACCAUGUGGAGAUCCUCGGGCCGAUGUGCGGUCGACACCUCGUCUUUCAUUAUCUCGCAUGCGAACAUACCUAACCCCCUUGAUUAAACGAGAGAAAGCACUCGUGCCGCACACACUAGGCGUUCCCUUUCGCUCAUCUACCGGCUCUCUUACUCCUCCAGCAUGUCAUCGCUCGAAUCAAACAUACGGCGCGUGCUCGAUACCUUGCUACCGAGGAUCCAACUGCGCUGUCAAAGCUCCUCACAGCCAGUAAUACUAGGCAUCACCGGUCUCCAGGGCUCCGGAAAAUCCACCUGGGCAUCCAAAAUCGUCCAGCUCCUCGCAACCGAACACAAUCUGCGCACAGUAACAAUAUCGCUUGAUGAUCUAUACAAGACGCACGACGACCUGAUAGCGCAAAGAAACAAGUAUCCGGGAAACAAACUGUACCGCACGAGAGGCCAGCCCGGGACGCAUGACGAGCAGUUGGCCGCGCAGUUCUUCAAGGAGCUGAAAGGGUAUCGGGGAGACGGUGAAUUGAAGAUACCUAGUUUUGACAAGAGCAAGUUCAACGGCGAGGGCGAUCGCGCACCUAAGGAACAGUGGCACACCAUCACGGCUAAGCCGGACGUCGUGGUGUUCGAAGGCUGGUGCGUAGGCUUCCGGCCGCUGUCCGCCGCUGCAGUCGAAGAAAAGCACCGGCUCGCUCUCGCGGGCAAGCUCCCCGUCAAUACCCCGGCAAAUCACAAGCUCGAGCAUCUGCUCCAAGUCAACGAAAGCCUGAAGCGUUACUGCGACGCCUUCAUGGGGCCGCAGCACUUUGAUUUCAUGAUUCACAUCGAUACGGAGGAUGUGCGGAACGUGUAUAAGUGGAGGCUGGAGCAGGAGUAUAAGCUGAUCGAGGCAAGAGGUACGGGGAUGAAAGAUGAGGAGGUUGCGGCGUUUAUUGAUGGGUAUAUGCCGGCAUAUGAGCUGUAUCUGGAUGGCCUGAGGAAAGGGUUCUUCGAUGCGGAGAGUGGCAGGCAAGUUAGGGUUGUGUUGGAUAAGGAGAGGAGUGUGGGGAAGGUUGAGGAGCUUUGACAGAGGGUGGAGUUGAGGUACGUUGCCCGAUUUCUCUCAAAGCAUAACGUCGAGAAGAAGUCGGAAUCAUAGACCUCAAUUUUUUGCGAUCAAUCUCCGAAAUCUGGUCAUCUAGUUACCAGCUGCAAGGCCAGAAAUUCGUUACCAGAAUCCCUCCCGCACUUUAUACCCGUCGCCUAUCCUGAAGUUGCGACUCCGCUCGGAGACACUCUGGACGCCUCUCACCGUUGGCCCUGCUAUUAGUCGUCACCGACUACGUG